AGUUACCCUGGCAACGCGGCGCGUCCGGCGAGCUGAAGGCGGGACGGAAGGAGGCGUGUGGGAGGAAGGAGGGGCGGGGCUUGUGGCGGAAGUGGUCGCUCCGCCCCUGCAGCCUGGGGAAGAUGCUGCGUCUGGUGUGUUGGUGGCUGUGGCUGGGGAUGUGUGGCCUCCUGGUGGGGCGGGCGGAGGCCCAGAGCCCCGAGGAGCCGCCAGAGCGGAGCCGGCCGUAUGCAGUGCUGCGCGGACAGAACUUGGUGUUGAUGGGAACCAUUUUCAGCAUCCUGCUGGUAACCAUGAUCCUUAUGGCAUUUUGUGUCUACAAGCCUAUUCGGCGUCGGUGACAGCAAGCAAGCAAGUUGUCCUGCGGUUUGGAAACAGGAUACAUUGUGUUGCACAUGGGCCAGUAGAGAAGUUGGAACUGGAACUUUCCUGCUUGGAGAUGACCUUUGGUCUGGACAGUUGGUAAACUAAUGGCUUAGAAAAAAAAUCUACUAGCAAUUAUUUUUCCCUAACACUGUAAUGUAAAUAAUUGGCCAGUUUGCUCUUCCAUGUUUUGUUUUUUAUGUAUAUCUGGUUUUACUUGUUAAAAGGAAGGCCUGAAGCUCCAUUGUCAAAACAGAGUGCUCACAACAAAGAAAACAUGGUAAUCUUUGUGUCUAUAAGAAACACACUGGAAAGGACUAACUGUUAACGUUUGGGAAUAUUAAUAAGAGGAAGACUUAACAUGUAAAGAUUCCCUACUUAAGCACCAUUCAGUCUUAAUGGGGUAAGAAUCACAAACGGUUUUAAUUCUACUCAGUUGACCUAGAAUGCUCUGGGCGCAAGGCCAUGCCUCUCAGCGGCUUGCUGCUCUGCACUCAGGGGCUCCCGUAGAAAGUCAGGGACACCGUCAGGUGGGCAUUGGACUGGAAAUGUGACUAGUUAGCCCUGUUCAAACACACUAAUCUCCCCUUGUACUGCACUUAACGUUUUCUCAGCCCACCGCCUAAAAAUGGUGAUAGUUUUUCAGGUUUGGAGUCUUGAAAAGACUCAGCAUGAGCUCCUGUGAGCCCUGGGGUGGGGGAGGGCUUAACCAUGGAAAUGCAAGAUCAACAUAUGUGGCAGGGUGGCAGGUGGGUGUGUGUUUACACAACUUUAAUCUCAGCUUUGAAUAUGCUGCUAUUAGUUUGCACUGUUGAUGGACUGGAUUUUUUUCCCCCGUUGUUGAAAUACUUUUUGUACUUACAAAGUGGUUAUCAGUAUUUAUUUUAAAGGUGUUAGGUUUAAUUGUUUGUUAUUAAAUUGAAGUGCUUAUCUUGUGCUCCAUUCAAGCACCAAACCCAGUGCCUGGAGAGUAAAAUUUGGACUCACAGCAACCCUGUAGGACAGGGUUGAACUGCCCCAGAGUGUUCUCAAGGCUGUAACCUACAGAAGCAGGUUGCCACAUCUUUGUAGGAUGGCUGGUAGGUUCGAACUGCCGACUUUUUGGUUUGUAGUCGAGUGCUUAACCACUGCACCACCAGAACUGCUUCCAUUCAGACACAGCACUGAUUUUUUUUUUUUUUAAAACAACCUGCUCUUAAUGUGAAAAAACAGAUGUGGGACUUAAGGGCUUUGUUUGUGAUCAUAACAUUGAGCCACUGAAUGUACACUGUUCUGUGCUUUUGAGCAUGUCAACUAAAAUUAAAGUAAAACCUUACAUACUGUUUUACUUCUAGCGAUUAUUUCUACCACCUGUCUGUCAGUUUGUCAUAUAGUCGUGACUUGCGUGUGUUGCUGUGAUGCUGGAAGCUAUGCCACUGGUAUUUCAAAUAACAGCAGGGUCACCCAUGGUGGACAAGUUUCAGUGGAGCUUCCAGGUUAAGAUUAGGGAGAAAGGCCUGGCGAUCUACUUUGGAAAAUUAGCCAAUGAAAACCUUAUGGAUCACAACAGACUGUUGUCCAACUCACUUGCUUUGGACAUGUCAUCGGGAAAGACUAGUCACUAGAAGGGGACAUCAUGUUUGAAGUAGGGGGCCGACAAGGAUGAGGGAGACUCUUGGUGAGAUGGAUUGGCACAGUAGCUGCAACAAUGGACUUGGACAUGCCAGCAAUUUUGAGAUGAAGCAGGAACAGGCAACGUUUUGUUCUGUUGUACAUAAGGCCGUCAUGGGUUGGAGUCAACUUGACAAGUAACAAUUAUUGUCUAACAGUUUAAAAUGCAGCUGUGUGUUUGAAUCUGCUCUGAUCUCUUAAGUCAGCAUUGUGAAGUGGGUUUCUAAAUUCAGUUAACAGUAUAUUGCCCUAAGGUAUUGUUUCAGAAAACUGAGCCAUAAUUAAACUCAGGCUGGGCAAGGAGUCAGAAGACCUGGAUUCUGGUCCCAGCUUCAACUGUGAACAAACUUACCUUCUCCAGAACCUCAGUUUUUCCAUCGUAAAGUGGUGAUAUACACACUUUAUCUUUCUUAAUUCUUGUGAAGAUCAAAUGAUGUGAAAACUAGUACAAAUUGAGGGUAGAAUCACCACAGCUGGCCUGUCCCACAGAAGUUCAUAGUUAUUUACUCCCAGGGGUGUACAUUCCCCACCUUGUCCAGAAUCCUGCACUUUGAUGUGUUUUGAUACACUGUCCCAGAAUUUAUUGCCACUUUUAGGACUUAAGAAGGAAACAGGAGAAACUUGCCAAGUCCAUAGACCUUGUGAGUUGCUGUUGGCCCAAAGCCAGGUAGUUUGAUCAUGUUCCAGUUUCCUGGCACACCUCACCAUACUGUUACUCCACAUACAAGUCCAAAUCCCAGUCUACAGCUUCCUUCCCAUUUUACCAUCAGGUCACUAUGAGAGAUUUCAGGUUCAAAGACAGAAAAAUCUUUGUGGAAAGAGGCUUAUUACAAAGGGAUGAGUAGAGACAAAAGUGGCAAUUCUAUGAGAGACUGACCUUCAUCUUUUGGGGCGAGGGGCUGGUAGGCAAACUCUAGACCUUCAUAACCUGAACCGUACACAGAAUAUCUACCAAACACUCGAAUGAACACAUUUGAUCCAUUUACACCAAUCAGAUGAGAACAAGUUAUUUCAGCAAGCACUGCUCUGAGCUUUCUUUAAAGUUGAGAUUAAGGCACCUGCCAGUGCCUGAGAUUUAGGUGCUCUUGAGUCUUCAUAGCAUGUUCAUUUUUUUCCAGCUGGGCCUCAAUCUUAAACCUGUAUAUGUUUCUAUACAGAGGUCUGUGCUGGACUUUGAACUCCAUCGCUGCUUCUGCUACAAACAGUCAUGUGAAGUUACCAUAGUCCACCUGUCUUCCUCACUGUCAUCUAUUCAGCAGGACCCUGGGGAGCAAGCUGGGGAUUACUGCAACUCAUUUCCUUUUUCUAUCACUACUUUGAGCAGACUUUUCAGUUUCCUCAACACCUCACGUCAUGGAUAGUGUGACGGCUUGUAAGUGUCUUAGGGACUUUGCCGUAUGUAGUUCCUAGCACUGUCUUACGUCCAGAAGUUGAUCAUUUAAAGUUUGCUCCUGGUAUUAAACCACUGAAGCUUUCUUUAAUGAACCUAAAGAUAACGUAAGACACUUUCUAAAAUUAAAAACUCCAUAGGCAUUGCACCUUUUGACCUUAGAAGAGUAACAGUUUGUUUCGUAGUGCUCCGGCACCUGAAAGUUAGUAUUCCCCCGAAGCCAAGCAGCUCCGUCACGUCUUUUUGGCAACGCCAAGACCUCAUUUCUGGUAUGCAGACAUUUUUACUGGACACUGCCUCUUUUGUUUUCAUAGCAAUGUUAAUUAGGUGGAGGAUAACUCUGGAAGCCAUAAUCAUCUUCUGAAUUUGUAAGAACAGCCUCUCAAAGCACUUCUGCUUCCAAGGAACAGUGUACUCACUCAGAUUAGAAAGGGGCUUCCCUUACUCCACAAGAACCAGUAUACCUGCAGGUGGGCUGCAGAGGCGGAUCAGAGCAGCCCCAACACCAGUGCGUAGCAUGGGGUGUGUGGACAGUACAGUUGGGCUGGGAAGAGCAUGUCACCUCUGUGUAAUGUACAGCUGAGUUGUGAGGGCAUCCUAAUGUCCCAGGAACGUUCUUACACAGACCCAGACCAGCUGCCCCAUAGGGUUUCCAAGGCUGUAUAUCUUUAUGGAAGCAGGCUGCCACAUCUUUCUCCCAUGGAGUGGCUAGUGGAUUCGAACCGCAGACCUUUUGGUUAGCAGCUGAGCACUUUAACCACUGUGCCACCAGUGCACCUUUACACAGAACAGAGGACUAGAAAAUGCAAUAUGAAAAGAGUUUGAAGAAAUGACUCAAAGAGUAUAGACUUGUACGAGCACUCU
This is a messenger RNA of Loxodonta africana (African savanna elephant), 4267 nucleotides long. RefSeq names its product chromosome 19 C12orf76 homolog (gene C19H12orf76). NCBI's taxonomy places the organism in Eukaryota, Metazoa, Chordata, Mammalia, Proboscidea, Elephantidae. The record is from RefSeq and is a predicted model, not a curated record. The transcript has 2 exons. The coding region runs from base 123 to 341 and encodes 72 amino acids.